GGACCGCCGCGGCCGGCCAGACGGGCAGGGAUGGCAGCGGGGGCGGCCGACGCGGGGUCGGGGGUCGCUAUCCCCGUAGAGCUGCGGCGCGAGCGGCGCAUGGUAUGCGUGGAGUACCCGGGCGUGGUGCGCGACGUGUCCAAGAUGCUGCCGACCCUGGGCGGCGAGGAAGGCGUCUCCCGGAUCUAUGCAGACCCUACCAAGAGGCUGGAGCUGUACUUCCGGCCCGAGGACCCCUACUGCCACCCUGUGUGUGCCAACCGCUUCAGUACCAGCAGCCUGCUGCUCCGGGUCCGGAGGAAGACGAGGCGGCAAAAGGGGGCGCCACCACCCGAUUCCCACCCUGAGGUCAUCUUCGACGUGGAGAUCCUUGGCAUUGUCUCCACCAUUUACAAAUUUCAAGGAAUGUCUGACUUCCAGUACUUGGCCGUGCACACAGAGGCGGGCGGCAGGCACAUGUCGAUGUAUGACAAAGUGCUCAUGCUCAAGCCUGAGAAGGAGGGCUUCUUCCACCAGGAGCUGCCGCUCUACAUCCCUCCACCCAUCUUCUCGAGGCUGGACACCCCAGUAGACUACUUCUAUCGACCAGAGACACAGCACCGGGAAGGCUACAACAACCCCCCUAUCUCAAGUGAGAACCUGAUUGGCCUGAGCAGGGCCCGGCGUCCCCACAACGCCAUCUUUGUCAACUUCGAGGAUGAUGAAGUGCCUGUGCAGCCACUGGAGGCUGCCGUCCAGACGUGGAGGAAGGUGUGCACCAACCCCGUGGACCGGAAGGUGGAGGAGGAGCUGAGGAAGCUGUUUGACAUCCGUCCCAUCUGGUCACGCAACGCCGUCAAGGCCAACAUCAGCGUCCACCCUGAUAAGCUCAAGGUCUUGCUGCCCUUCAUGGCCUAUUACAUGAUAACAGGCCCCUGGAGGAGCCUGUGGAUUCGGUAUGGGUACGAUCCCCGAAAACACCCGGAGGCCAAGAUGUAUCAGGUCCUUGACUUCCGAAUCCGCUGUGGGAUGAAAUACGGUUAUGCCCACAGUGACAUGCCUGUCAAGGCCAAGCGCAGCACCUACAACUACAGCUUCCCCGUCACCAUCAAAAAGACGCCCAGCCAGGUCGUCACCAUGCGUGAUCUAAAGCAGGGCCUGGGCCCAUCGGGGACCACCGGCACACGGAAACUGGCCUCCAACAAGUACAAGCUGAAGGACUCGGUCUACAUCUUCCGGGAGGGGGCCUUGCCGCCGUACCGACAGAUGUUCUACCAGUUAUGCGACCUGAGUGUGGAAGAGCUGCAGAAGAUCAUUCACCGCAAUGACGGGGCUGAGGAUUCCUGCACAGAAAGGGAUGGGUGGUGCCUCCCCAAGACCAGCGACGAACUGAGGAACGCUAUGACCCUGAUGAUCCGGCAAACCAUCCGCUCCAAGAGGCCUGCUCUCUUCUCUAGCCCGACCAAGGCUGACAGUGGUAAAGAGCAGCUGACGUAUGAGUCUGGGGAAGAUGAAGAGGAGGAUGAUGAAGAGGAGGAGGAAGAGGACUUCAAGCCAUCAGAUGGGAGUGAGAACGAGAUGGAGACGGAGAUUCUGGACUAUGUGUGACGCAGCCCCAGACCCAAGGCUGGGCCUGCCUGACCAGACAAGACUGGUGUCCAGCCUGAUGAGGGAGCCAGGACAAGCCAGGGCUCCCCAGUGUUCCCCACAGGAGCCAGAACGGCCCUAGGAGGCCCCUCUGACCCUGGAUGUCUGGGGACAUCCCCGAAGGUUGUGCCCUGGCUUCAUGCAGCCGUGAGCCAGCUCAGUGUCCAGCGGGCUGAGCCGAUGCCCGGCACCUCUCUCUGGCUGAGACCAGCAAAGCUGGAGGUGGAGAUGGUGCAGCUAGGGGAGGAGCUGGUCUUGGCUUUGGUCUCAUGACUGAUGGCAGGGAUAGCAUGAGGAGCCUGGUCUGUGGUUAUAGAUGGCGGAAGACUGUCCUUGGGUCGGUCUUCCCAUCCAUUUGGGGUAGACUGGCAAAGGCCAGGCCCAGCUGGAAUUGUUCUUAUUAAGUACAUUUUCCCAAGGAGUCUUGGUGUCUUAGUCAGGGUGUCGGAGCCAGAGGGGAGUUUCCUUUGCCUUGGGCUCCCACCAGACCAUCAUUUGUUCCUUCAGUCAUUCAUUCAGUGACCUCAUGCUGGGCGAUGCCCGGACAGUUGAGAACAGGCCUGCUGCCCCUCGCCAGGCAGGUCGGGUGAGGGCAACUGAAGUAACCUCAGGGCCCUGGUCCCGGAGGGUCCUGCAGCCUUGUGUUUAUCCCUUACUGCCCCAGAUGGGUGCGUGUCUGUCUGAUUUGCAGUGUCUGCCUCAUGUGACAUCGACAAGUGCAUUUGCCCUGACAGAAUGUGCUCCAGCUCAGAAAAACAUUUUUAAAAAGUAUUUGCCUAAGUUCUCUUUGCUAUUAAAUCAGUUGAGUUAGUUUU
Molecule: messenger RNA, 2441 nt
Organism: Equus caballus (horse)
Lineage: Eukaryota; Metazoa; Chordata; Mammalia; Perissodactyla; Equidae
Gene: GTF3C5
Product: general transcription factor IIIC subunit 5
Biological process (GO): transcription initiation at RNA polymerase III promoter
Cellular component (GO): transcription factor TFIIIC complex
Molecular function (GO): RNA polymerase III type 1 promoter sequence-specific DNA binding; RNA polymerase III type 2 promoter sequence-specific DNA binding
Source: RefSeq, a predicted model, not a curated record